Macrosiphum euphorbiae (potato aphid) is the source of this 1860-nucleotide messenger RNA. Lineage: Eukaryota; Metazoa; Arthropoda; Insecta; Hemiptera; Aphididae. The record is from the annotation of a GenBank genome assembly.
AUGAUAGUUUUGGGGUGGCUCAACAGCCAUUCAUCACGAUUAAAGACGUUCGUAGCUAACCGUGUUAGUCAAACUCUAGAGCUAACAAGAGCUAAACAGUGGCAUUAUAUACCAACAAAUGAAAAUCCAGCCGACGUCCUUUCUAGAGGAACAACAGCGCAAGAGUUGCAACAAGCAAAUGGUUGGUGGUUUGGGCCACAUUGGCUAUCAAAAGAUACAUUAUCGUGGAGCAAGGAAGAUGAUCUUGAACAGAUACCAGAAGAAGCACUACCAGAGCUUAGAACCAUGCAAUUGAGUCUGGUUGUAGUACAGCAUAGAAAUGCAUUGCUAGAUAAGCAUUCAGAAUGGGAGAAGUUAACUCGCGCAACAGCUUGGAUUUUGAAAUUUAUUGAGUUCUUAAGACUUAAGAAAUGUAUGAGAAAGAGUCUUAAGUAUCUAACAGCAUCAGAUCUCAAAAAGGCAGAACGAUGGUUGAUAAGAUGUGCUCAGAAGGAUGAAUUUGAAGCGGAAUUUAAAGCGCUAAGUAUUGGCAAGGAACUGCCAAAAAACAGUAAGAUACGAGGACUAUCCCCAUUUAUCAGUACAGACAAUAUACUUGUGGUUGGAGGAAGACUACAUCAUUCAACACUUUCAAAUGAACAAAAACACCCCAUAGUUUUACCAUUUGGUCAUAAGGUCACGCGGCUAAUUUUUAUAUACUAUCAUGAAGUACUGUUACAUGGAGGCCCCCAGUUGUUGUUAUCAGAAGUCAGACUUCGGUUUUGGCCUGUAAAGGGUAGAAUAAUAGCUCGUUCUACAACAUCACGUUGCGUUACCUGUAUUCGAGCCAAGCCUAAAUUUAAAAAUCCGAUCAUGGCUACCUUGCCAAGUACUAGAGUACAGCCUGCCAGACCAUUUGCGACAACAGGGGUUGAUUUUGCGGGGCCCUUAGAUGUUCGAAGUGGUAUACGCCGUGUCACAAGCAUAAAGACAUGGAUUGCAGUUUUUGUGUGUCUAGCUACUAGAGCUAUACAUUUGGAGCCAGUGGUUGGGCUUACGAGCAAUGCCUUUUUUGCCGCACUGCGACGGUUUAUGGCACGCAGAGGUAAAUGUUCAAAAAUAUAUAGUGACAACGCUACAAAUUUCGUGGGUGUUCAACGAGAAUUAGCAACCUAUCUGCAAAGUGUAGAUGCAAGUGUAGCCAAAGAAGGAAUAGAUUGGCAUUUUAACCCUCCAGGCGCCCCACAUUUUGGUGGAAUAUGGGAGAGUGCCGUGAAAAGUGCAAAGCACCAUCUGACUAGAGUACUUAAGGAUGCUAAGCUCACGUUAGAAGAGCUAGGUACUUUACUUUGUCAAAUUGAGGCAUGUUUGAACUCUCGUCCAUUGACCCCGUUAAGUUCUCAUCCACUAGACCUAGAGCCCAUAACACCAGCGCAUUUUUUAAUUGGGGGACCAUUGCUCCUGGUCCCAGAAGCUGAUUUAUCCAAUGAAAAUAUCAGCACAUUACGAAAAUGGAGAUAUGUGCAGGCCUUGAUGCAGACGUUCUGGAAAAGGUGGUCAAAAGAAUAUUUACCACAGCUUCAAGUUCGAAGCCGUUGGUUAGCUCAAACUGAGCAAGUAAAAAUUGGAGAUAUUGUUAUCAUCAAAGAAGAAUGUACGCCGCCAGGAAAAUGGAAAUUAGGAAAGAUCCUAAAAACUCAUCCGGGAAGUGAUGGUAUUGUACGAGUAGUUACAUUGAAAACAUCAAAUGGUAAUGAACUCAAACGACCAGUCGUCAAAUUAUCCCGUUUACCGGUAGAAGAGGAAGAUCAGAACUUUGAAAAUCAUAAUUUUCAAAGGGGGGAGAAUGUUUGCGCCGCCGCCGAUGCUCGCGCGAUUUAG